GGCCAGCAAGGCCAAGAACGAUCAGAGCGUUCUCUGAGACGGCACGCGAAACCGGCAUGUUCAUGUCAUAGCGAAUCUCUGUGGAAUCGGUUGAAAUGGACAAGGUUUUUGCCUUGCAACGUUAUCAUGCUGGGCAGGUAAAAGCCAGCCAGAAUGGCAUCCCUUUUCGACAUCAGUGGAUUUAUUUUUGGCAUUCACAGACUUGCGGCGCUAGACGAAGCCUUCUCUGACGCGUAUCCUUUAUUUGAACGUAGCGUAAAGGAGGGGCUUCUCCAGACAGAGGCACAGGCGAUGGAGGAUAAUAGGGUUAGGUUACACUCAGGUCAUACGCUUGGGGGGAUUUGGCGACAGUGUCUGGCCAUGUUCAGUACACAUUCUAGGAAAAUAGGCAAAAUUGACCGAAGAGUAAAAGAGCUUCGCAUUGAGAUUCUUCCAGCAGUGAAAAACGUAAACGUCCACUCGAGGCCGGUGGACAGACAUACAAUCCUUGUAUGCUCCCCUGGGGAACAUCCGGCUCUAAUCCAUUGACUCCGAUCUGUCGGCGGCGAUCUGCAUGCAUAAAUCGUAAUUCGAGACAAUACGAGGGCGAGCAUCCUAUGGUAUCGCAGUGAGGUGCUCUUUCUCACUGACAGGUGCUUCACUAAGGCCGUUACGAAGCAGUGUACCCUUUACAUUACAUACUGUUCUUGAUAGUGAUCCUGUCGGAAGUCAGAC
This is a messenger RNA of Somion occarium, 714 nucleotides long. Lineage: Eukaryota; Fungi; Basidiomycota; Agaricomycetes; Polyporales; Cerrenaceae. The record is from the annotation of a GenBank genome assembly.